Messenger RNA from Cercocebus atys (sooty mangabey), 6000 nucleotides. RefSeq names its product bromodomain containing 3 (gene BRD3). The transcript is spliced from 12 exons. Gene Ontology annotation, biological process: chromatin remodeling; regulation of DNA-templated transcription. The coding region runs from base 544 to 2724 and encodes 726 amino acids. Gene Ontology annotation, cellular component: nucleus; chromatin. The record is from RefSeq and is a predicted model, not a curated record. NCBI's taxonomy places the organism in Eukaryota, Metazoa, Chordata, Mammalia, Primates, Cercopithecidae.
CUCACUGCUUGGCCUCGCUCGGGGGUGCCACCUUCCCGCACCGUGUUUGGGUCUGCAAACGUCUGUGUUGUGCCGGCCCCACUUCCCGUGGCUGUAUUGGGCCCACAUCGUGGCUGUCCACGCAUGGGUCACUCUUCAGAACAUUGUCGUGGCCAAGCUGUCAGUGCCCAGUAGCAACUAGUCGGCCCCCACGAGUGGUUGGUUGGUGGGCAGAAGGCUGCCAGUGGCUGAGUCCCUUGGCACACCUGCCUCCCGGCGUGUGCCCCAAGCGCCCACCUGGGAGCAAAUGGCAUGUGCCUGAGCUCCCUCCACUGCCCAGGCCUUCCCUCCCGGGCCUGAGAGCAGUGGUUGGAGAGUCGUCCUGAGCUGGUGGCGCUUGGCUUGAGCAGCUUUCCCGACAGCCACUCACCUGGGUGGCUGGGCAACGGGGUUGUCGCCUGGUUGGGCCCGGAAAUGGGACGUCGCGCCUCCUCGGGGAGUGUAGAAGCAGCCAGGGCCUCUCCAAGCCGCUGCUGUGACAGAAAGUGAGCGAGCUGCCAGAGGAUGUCCACCACCACGACGGUCGCCCCCGCGGGGAUCCCGGCAGCCCCGGGGCCUGUGAACCCACCGCCCCCGGAGGUCUCCAACCCCAGCAAGCCCGGCCGCAAGACCAACCAGCUGCAGUACAUGCAGAAUGUGGUGGUGAAGACGCUCUGGAAACACCAGUUCGCCUGGCCCUUCUACCAGCCCGUGGACGCAAUCAAACUGAACCUGCCGGAUUAUCAUAAAAUAAUAAAAAACCCAAUGGAUAUGGGGACUAUUAAGAAGAGACUAGAAAAUAAUUAUUAUUGGAGUGCAAGCGAAUGUAUGCAGGACUUCAACACCAUGUUUACAAAUUGUUACAUUUAUAACAAGCCCACAGAUGACAUUGUGCUAAUGGCCCAAGCCUUAGAGAAAAUUUUUCUACAAAAAGUGGCCCAGAUGCCCCAAGAGGAAGUUGAAUUAUUACCCCCUGCUCCAAAGGGCAAAGGCCGGAAGCCGUCUGUGGGAGUCCAGAGCGCAGGUACGCAGCAAGUGGCGGCCGUGUCCUCUGUCUCCCCAGCGACCCCCUUUCAGAGCGUGCCCCCCACUGUCUCCCAGACGCCUGUCAUCGCUGCCACCCCUGUACCAACCAUCACUGCAAACGUCACGUCGGUCCCAGUCCCCCCAGCUGCCGCCCCACCUCCUCCUGCCACACCCAUCGUCCCUGUGGUCCCUCCUACGCCGCCUGUCGUCAAGAAAAAGGGCGUGAAGCGGAAAGCAGACACAACCACUCCCACGACGUCGGCCAUCACUGCCAGCCGGAGUGAGUCACCCCCGCCAUUGUCAGACCCCAAGCAGGCCAAAGUGGUGGCCCGGCGGGAGAGUGGCGGCCGCCCCAUCAAGCCUCCCAAGAAGGACCUGGAGGACGGCGAGGUGCCCCAGCACGCAGGCAAGAAGGGCAAGCUGUCAGAGCACCUGCGCUACUGCGACAGCAUCCUCAGGGAGAUGCUGUCCAAGAAGCACGCGGCCUACGCCUGGCCCUUCUACAAGCCAGUGGACGCCGAGGCCCUGGAGCUGCACGACUACCACGACAUCAUCAAGCACCCGAUGGACCUCAGCACUGUGAAAAGGAAGAUGGAUGGCCGAGAGUACCCAGACGCACAGGGUUUUGCUGCUGAUGUCCGGCUGAUGUUCUCGAACUGCUACAAAUACAAUCCCCCAGACCACGAGGUGGUGGCCAUGGCCCGGAAGCUCCAGGACGUGUUUGAGAUGAGGUUUGCCAAGAUGCCGGAUGAGCCUGUGGAGGCGCCGGCACUGCCUGCCCCCGCAGCCCCCGUGGUGAGCAAGGGUGCUGAGAGCAGCCGUAGCAGCGAGGAAAGCUCUUCGGAUUCAGGCAGCUCGGACUCAGAGGAGGAGCGGGCCACCAGGCUGGCAGAGCUGCAGGAGCAGCUGAAGGCCGUGCACGAGCAGCUGGCCGCCCUGUCUCAGGCCCCCGUAAACAAACCAAAGAAGAAGAAGGAGAAGAAGGAGAAGGAGAAGAAGAAGAAGGAUAAGGAGAAGGAGAAGGAGAAGCACAAGGUGAAGGCCGAGGAAGAGAAGAAGGCGAAGGUGGCUCCGCCUGCCAAGCAGGCCCAGCAGAAGAAGGCUCCUGCUAAGAAGGCCAACAGCACGACCGUGGCCGGCAGACAGCUGAAGAAAGGCAGCAAGCAGGCAUCUGCCUCCUACGACUCGGAGGAAGAGGAGGAAGGCCUGCCCAUGAGCUACGAUGAAAAGCGCCAGCUUAGCCUGGACAUCAACCGGCUGCCCGGGGAGAAGCUGGGCCGGGUGGUACACAUCAUCCAGUCUCGGGAGCCCUCGCUCAGGGACUCCAACCCCGACGAAAUAGAAAUUGACUUUGAGACUCUGAAACCCACCACUUUGCGGGAACUGGAGAGAUACGUCAAGUCUUGUUUACAGAAAAAGCAAAGGAAACCGUUCUCAGCAAGCGGGAAGAAACAGGCAGCCAAGUCGAAAGAGGAGCUAGCUCAGGAAAAGAAGAAGGAGCUGGAAAAGCGUCUGCAGGACGUCAGCGGGCAGCUGAGCAGCAGCAAGAAACCCGCCCGGAAAGAGAAACCCGGCUCCGCGCCCUCAGGGGGCCCGUCCAGGCUCAGCAGCAGCAGCUCCUCCGAGUCUGGGAGCAGCAGCUCCAGCGGGUCCAGCUCCGACAGCAGCGACUCAGAGUGAACUGGCUUCGGACAGGACAGGACAGAUGGAUGUCGCACACGCCGAGACUCUGCCGUGCCCCUCUGUGGUUCAUAUACUACUUUUGUUCCAUGGUGUGCAGGUCUGCUUCUUAAUUCAGUGUUAUGAUAUCUUCCAGUUUUUGCUUUCAUAGGUCAGAGAUCUAUCUUGUGUGUGCGUUAGACUUGAUGAGAAGGUGUGAACUCUGCAGAAAGUCUCUUCUUCAUCACUGAAUUCAGUCACUUGGAGAUGACAACUUCACAUGCUAACCCGAUGACCCCAGAAAACUGUGUGAGAUUCGUACCGAAGAACCUUGUGGAAUCCCUUUGCUUAGACCCAACCUGGUCGACAGCUCGAGAAAGCAUUUUUUCCAAGGAAAUGUCUCGGCCAUGGGUACUGUAUUUGAAAGCUGUUAGCUUUGUCAACACGCAUCGUCCUUGUCAUGUGGGCCCUGAGCUCUGACCCUCGUGUCUGACGCGGCCACCUCUUUCUGGAGGGGCUGAGGACAGAUGUGCCUGCUUGUGGGGACCAGGCUGGGCCUAAGCGAAGGGUUGUCACAGCCCCAGCCCAGAGCGUGGAGCCCUUGUGGGGGUCGGGUGGGAUGUGCGUUCUCCGAUCGUGGUGAUGUCAGGAGCUCCUCGGAGGGAACAGAGCGGCUGUGUGUGCAGCCUGCAGGUUUCCAUACACUGAAGCUUUUACCUCAACUUUAAAAAAAAAAAGAAGAAAAGAUUUAAAAAAAAAAAAAAAGGAGACUUUUUUUGUAAGGUUCGGCAAUUUUCUACGGAAGUCCAGCCCGCUGUGAGUCCCCGCCUGGCUAGCGCCGCCCCUGCUGCUGCUGCUGCUGCGCCCUUGGGAACCACUUCCCAAGCUUUUGUGUAUAUAAAUAGUUAUUUAUUAACAUCAUUGGUCAUUUUUUAAAAAAAAAAAAUAAGAAAAAACCGCAGAAGAAAUGCAUUCACACAAUCGCAGAGAUGCAGGCCUUGUCAGUGGUGUGCCGGGCCCGGGUCCUGUCUGGCGGCGGCCUGUCGUCUCCAGGUGCUAACUCCUGCCACCGCGCGGUGCUCACCCACAUCUGUGUUCGCGCGCUCGCCCCUGGGUUCGCUGGGUUUUUUGGGUUUUUUCUUUGUGGUUUUUUUUUUUUUUUUUGUAUGAAACUUGGAGGCUUACAGGUAUAGACAGCUUUCAGCUACAGCACAUUCUAAUUUUUUAUUUUGUUUAGUUCUUUUGUAUUCACUUCUGGUCUCUUUAAGACUGUUUUAAAAGAAAUCGAUUUAGGGAACCCCAGUUAUAUAAUAUAAACUUUGUAAUCUGAGAGAAAAAAUGUAUAGUAAAUCUAAGUCUUGAUUUUUAACUUUCUAUUGUAAAAAAUAAUAAUAUACAGAGUUUAAUAGAAGGUUAUGUUUUGGUUUUGUUUUCCCAGAGGCUGCCAUAUGGCCUUUGAGUGCGGGGAUGCCCCACACUGGCCCACCAAUGAGCAUGGCGGCUUCGGCCAGGAAUGCCAGGGUUAGCUUCCCCGGGCUCGUGGGUGGGCAUGCCUGCCCCAUGCCAGCCUACAGAGGCCUGGGCAGGCCCUCCCCAGCCUGUCUGCCCUCCUCAGGGGUAGAGUCGUCUCUGGGCCCCAGGAGGAUUCCCUCCCAGAGACUUGCACGGUGCUCCCUGUUCACGCGUUGUCAUAGUUAGCCCGGAAAUGACUGAAACCAGGCAUUCUCCCGGACCUGGGCGUGGGGGAGCCUCCAGGCAGAUGCUGGCUAUGGAGCCGUGGUGUCGUCUGUCCUGUAUGGUGGCCAGUGCUUUCUGCCAGCACUUCUGGAUGGAUAGAGGGACUAUCAUUAAUAUCCUAAUACAUGGUGAUUUAAAAAAAAACAACAUAAAAUUGAUUCAGAGUCCACUGGCCCUUACAGAUGUAGGUACACCCUUACUGGAGAGGGAGCUCUGAUGAGGAAAUGCUGGUCAGUUACUACUUUUUAAAUUGCUGGUAAGUCUGACACUUGGUGAGUUUUCAGCCAGUUUGUUAAACUUUUAAUUAAGUUUUGUUUAUAAUAAAAAUAUUAAUGGAUUUGAAAGUUUCCAUUUUUUAAAGUUACCCUUGUUUUUCAAAGGUAUUUUCUAAACAGAUAGUUAAUGGACUAUUUAAACCGAAUUUAAGGAAUUCACACACGACAGUGGACAGGUCUUCACGCAGGCUGGUUGGUAACGUGCUGCCAGCACAGGGCUGGGUGAUGCGCACACCUUAAGCUGGGGGUGCCUGGGGAUGGUGGGAGCUCCUUGAAAUGUCCCUCCAGCCACAGGGCAGUGAGGCACGUGCCGCCUGUGUGAGCUGUCGGGAGCAGCCGGCUGUGGGGCAGCGCAGCAGGAGCGUCGUGGGGCCAUUCCUUCUCGGCUGGUUCUCUGUGAUGGUGGCGUUGGCUCGCCUCUGCUCCUUUCAUCUAGAAAGAAGCCACUGACCCUGACGGCCCACCGAGGGUACACUGAGCAGCCGCAUUGGUGCUGUCACUUUUUUAAGGCUUUCUGUCCAGACUUCAACACUGGUUUCUUUUCAGAGUUUCGAAGGAUUGAUGACUUCCUCAGCGCCCUCGCCGGCAGGCUGAGGGUGACAGUCACGUCCACGUCUUCUGUAUUAGAAGGCUGCGGUGAUUCAAUUAGAUUGUCCCGCUGCUGAGACCUGUAGGGCAGCUUCUAACAUGCUUUUUUCAAGGGGAGAGGAGCAGUGACAAGUCGUGUGUCGGAAUUGGAUUUGAGAACGCUCUGAGGGACCCCUGGAGGCCAAGGGGGCGGGCUUCGGGCGUGAACUGAACUCCAGACCCCUCUUUGUGUCGGGCGGCGUCAUCUUGCUUACAAACUGUAAGACACAUUUUCUUUGGUGUUUGUUUUUGUUGUUGUUCUUUUGCAGCACUCACGCCUCCGACAGUCUUUUGGGAAAGAGUAACACCCACAUACAGAAUUGGUCACAUCCAGAGUAGCGCCGUUUCUUCGCACUGGCAUAAGGCCUCCGGGAGCGUUUUCCUUUUUAUAGUUAAAGUGUUACUUUUCUGUAUGAUGUGCAUGCAAGUUUACCGUAACUUUUCUUAAACUUUUUAGUGCCGUUUCUAGUAUAUUCCUGUAAAUGUCAGUUACUGAAAAUGAGUCCAAUGUAAGUAGUUUAGCUUGUUUAUUGCAAUGCUGGCCUCAACACAACAGAAUAAAAAUGGUAGAAAGUACUCUUUGAUGUUUCUGGUAAUCAUGGACCCUUCUCCUGGGGCAUUUGUUUUGUUUUCAUAAUAAAAAGCAAAAAAAAAAAAA